Drosophila montana is the source of this 965-nucleotide messenger RNA. RefSeq names its product NADH-ubiquinone oxidoreductase chain 5-like. The annotation marks the transcript as partial. Gene Ontology annotation, molecular function: NADH dehydrogenase (ubiquinone) activity. Gene Ontology annotation, biological process: electron transport coupled proton transport; ATP synthesis coupled electron transport. The transcript has a single exon. Lineage: Eukaryota; Metazoa; Arthropoda; Insecta; Diptera; Drosophilidae. The record is from RefSeq and is a predicted model, not a curated record.
GGGUGUAUCUGUUAAUUCGAUUUAAUAUUUUAUUAAGAAAUUCAUGAAUAGGUCAAUUUUUACUUUUAUUAUCAGGUUUAACAAUAUUUAUAGCUGGAUUAGGUGCUAAUUUUGAAUUUGAUUUAAAAAAAAUUAUUGCAUUGUCAACUUUAAGUCAAUUAGGGUUAAUAAUAAGAAUUUUAUCUAUAGGAUUUUAUAAAUUAGCUAUAUUUCAUUUAUUAACUCAUGCUUUAUUUAAGGCUUUAUUGUUUAUAUGUGCAGGGGCUAUUAUUCAUAAUAUAAAUAAUUCUCAAGAUAUUCGUUUAAUAGGUGGUUUAAGAAUUCAUAUGCCUUUAACUUCAGCUUGUUUUAAUGUUUCAAAUUUAGCUUUAUGUGGGAUGCCUUUUUUAGCAGGAUUUUACUCAAAGGAUAUAAUUUUAGAAAUUGUAAUAAUUAGAAAUAUUAAUUUAUUUUCUUUCUUUUUAUAUUUUUUUUCUACGGGUUUAACUGUAUGUUAUUCAUUUCGGUUAGUUUAUUACUCAAUAACAGGAGAUUUAAAUUGUAGAAGUUUGAAUGUAUUAAAUGAUGAAGGUUGAGUGAUAUUACGAGGGAUAUUAGGCUUAUUAAUUAUAAGAAUUAUUGGGGGUAGAAUAUUAAAUUGAUUAAUUUUUCCUGUACCUUAUAUAAUUUGUUUACCUUUUUUUUAAAAAUAUUAACUUUAUUUGUGUGUAUUUUUGGAGGUGUAUUUGGUUAUUUAAUUUCAGUAAGAAAUUUAUAUUCAAUUAAUAAAUCAAUAACUUUUUAUAAUAUAACAAAUUUUAUGGGUUCUAUAUGAUUUAUACCAUAUAUUAGAACUUAUGGAAUUAUUUAUUUUCCUUUAAAUUAUGGGCAAAUUGUUGGGAAAAGAUUUGAUCAGGGUUGAUCAGAAUAUUUCGGGGGUCAACAUUUGUAUCAAAAAUUAAUAAAUUAUUCUCAAACUUUAUUUU